AACAUUUUAACAAUGUAAAAAAAAAAAAUGUUCGUUAAAUAAAAAUGCCUGAAAGUGUUAUCCAACAAAAGCAGGUUGGACAAUUCUUAAAGUAAUUUGGUCAAGCAUCUGUAAAUCAGUACCGAAGUUGACCACACAUGACUCUACAAACUAUUCUCAGAAUGUGUAAUUUUGAAAGAUAUUUUGCGUGUCGACCACUGAAACUUUGUCCUUGUUUCAGUUCAGUCUGUCCCUUCGACUGCUUCUAAUAAGUAAAACAAAGACAAAAACGGUGGCUCUAUAGCUGCAUACAAAUGAAACCCAAAAGUGACAUUUAUAAAAGCAGAAAGAGGAACAAACAUAUGAAGACAGUUCGCAUGUCACGAGAGAAGAUAUAUAUUUAUAGAACUUAAUAAACUGUGUUUUUGCCGAAUAAUAAAAUGGCCUGAAAACUGAUUUUUGAGACAGAAUGAUCGUAAAAGAUAUACUGUUGAUAUAAAGACAAGAAACUAUCCGGUACAAGCUUGGUCACAUUUACUUGCUAUGCAAAUAACACUGUCCCCCUUUGUUCCAUCAUCACUAAACCCCGCAAGACAAAGAGCUUUUAAAUCAAAAUCAGCAGGUAUAACGUGCAUGUCAAAAAGCUUUGGCGUGUUUGUCAGCAUCUGGCACAUUUUCUCACUUGUUUUACAAGUCAUUGAGUUCUAUUUUCUGCCAGGUUGUUGUCAGAAGGGCGCAGAUAAAGAUCUCGCCCAGGGACGAACAGGAAACAACAUCUGCACUUCAGUUUCUCACUGUUUCUAGUCACAUUAAGGCUGUGCUGGUUCGGAGGCAGUUCAUCCUCUCUGCUCGCUUCAGAGCAUCACAAUCGCAGUCAUCUAGAGGCAGGCGCACCUCAUAAGCGAAUUUGGAUUUUAUCUGAUUGAAGAAGGUUAUCACAGAGACAUCACCAUGUCAAAUGUCACUGAAGAGCACCUCACAUUCACGACGCCUGAUUAUUCAGGCUAUAACGACGACGAUAACCCCGAAAACUUUAAUCCAUGUGAGCUGGGUGAUAUGGAGACAUUUAGUAAGGGGUUUCUGGUGACCAUCUACACUUUGGUAUUCAUCCUGGGCUUCUUAGGAAAUGGCCUGGUCGUCUGUGUCCUAGUGAAACACCGCAACCAGACCAACAUGACUGACAUGUGUCUCUUCAACUUGGCCUUCUCUGAUCUCAUCUUCCUCCUCACGCUCCCAUUCUACAGUCACUACGCUAUGGUUGGCAAUUGGACCUUCGGUGACUUUAUGUGUCGUUUCCUGUCCUGCUCCCACAACACUGGCUUCUUCAGCAGCAUCUUCUUCAUGGUUGUCAUGACGCUGGACCGCUACGUGGUUAUCAUGUACGCUCACAAGGUGGCACGGUAUCGCACAACGAAGGCGUGCUUUUCUCUGAUUGCGUUGAUUUGGAUCGUGAGCGUGUGCGUGUCUCUGCCAACCUUCAUCUUUACAAAGUUAGGAAAUGACAGCGAAACUCAAAGCUGUUCUUACAGUCCGGACAGUCAAGGCUGGGUCUACUACGAUCUGUUUGCUACAAAUAUUCUGGGUCUCUUGAUUCCCAUUCUGGUGAUGGUGGCUUGCUACUCGAGGAUAAUCCCCACCCUGGUGAAAAUGAGGACGGCCAAAAGGCAUAGAAUUGUCAAGCUCAUCAUCUCCAUAAUGAUAGUCUUCUUCCUGUUCUGGGCGCCGUAUCACAUUUCCCGCUUCUUGAAGUUCCUGUUUUCCGAAGACCUACUAGCCGGCGGCUGCAGCAUGGAGACGCGCAUCAAGGUGUCGAUCGCAGUGUCCGAGGCAAUCGCGUUCACACACUGCUGCCUGAACCCCAUCAUAUACGCCUUCGUGGGGCAAAAGUUCAUGAGACGAGCCAUGCAGUUGCUGAAGAAAUGGGUACCUGGCCAAGUGAGUUACACGGAGAGCUCAUUCAGGAGAAGUUCAGUUGUGUCCAAAUCCUCUAUCACCUCCACUGUCAUCAUGUAGGAGGUACAAGUGGACAUUUGGUUAUUGGUAGAGACUAAUCAGGCACUCCAUGCCACUUGGUGUCCUUGUUGUGGUUUCAUCUUUGAGACGACAACAUUCAUCAGUAUCUAAUCUUCAAUACAAUCUCUGUACAUCCUUUGAACCCUUUGUAUUUUGUUUCAACCAAGACACUUCCUCCUCCUUAUGACGUUGGAUGCAGAAAGGGUAUCAGACAAAGUUUACAGUUUGUAACGGCUUGCAACCACAAAGAUCUUCACAGACACUUCAGAUAACACCGUUUUGUUAUUUCUUCCUCACACCUUUGUGAGCUGAUGCUAAAUAAUAAUAAUUAAAAAAAAACGUCUUCCAGCAGAGAGCUUUUGCAUCCUGCUCUGCAUGGUGUUUUGCAUUCAUUGAAUAAUUUUUGCUUACUGUGCAGUUGAACAAUCUGUAGGACAUUUUUCAAAAGUUAUCAAAAAGAGUUGUAUUGUUUUCCUGUCUGCUGUAAUAUGUUAUGCUUUUUUAUAAUAAAAUUACUUUCCAGAGUUUUCAAA
Poecilia latipinna (sailfin molly) is the source of this 2525-nucleotide messenger RNA. It is a transcript of the gene ccr2, whose product is annotated as chemokine (C-C motif) receptor 2. Gene Ontology annotation, cellular component: external side of plasma membrane; membrane. Lineage: Eukaryota; Metazoa; Chordata; Actinopteri; Cyprinodontiformes; Poeciliidae. The coding region runs from base 931 to 1992 and encodes 353 amino acids. The transcript is spliced from 3 exons. Gene Ontology annotation, biological process: cell chemotaxis; positive regulation of cytosolic calcium ion concentration; immune response. Gene Ontology annotation, molecular function: C-C chemokine binding; C-C chemokine receptor activity. The record is from RefSeq and is a predicted model, not a curated record.